Coregonus clupeaformis (lake whitefish) is the source of this 3433-nucleotide messenger RNA. Its product is annotated as choline/ethanolaminephosphotransferase 1-like. The transcript is spliced from 10 exons. Gene Ontology annotation, biological process: phosphatidylethanolamine biosynthetic process. Gene Ontology annotation, cellular component: Golgi apparatus; endoplasmic reticulum membrane. The record is from RefSeq and is a predicted model, not a curated record. Lineage: Eukaryota; Metazoa; Chordata; Actinopteri; Salmoniformes; Salmonidae. Gene Ontology annotation, molecular function: ethanolaminephosphotransferase activity; diacylglycerol cholinephosphotransferase activity. Bases 462 to 1739 code for a protein of 425 amino acids.
GCGAUUCGGUUCCCAACGUUCACCAAAAGAUCCGUUCAAAAAGAGCCGUUCGUUCGCGAACGAUCCAUCACUAGCAUCAGCUAUCCAGUGGGACGGCCAGUGCUAUCCGGAAUCCUUCGGACACCCAUUUUACAUUUGAACUUCAUGGGGUAGGGACGUCCCAAGGAUCCCGGAUAGCACGUACCCCGGUGGGACGUUGGAGUGGUCCCCGACGUGUUGUGGAUCCUGCCUGUAUUAACGUUCGCUUAGUGCUUUCCCACCAUUUCUACGCCGUAAACUGUAAGACUGCAGCUACAACCCUACCAACGAGUCAGUCAUUCAACGCGCUGUGAAGUGCCUCGACACCCUGCUGCCCUGUUUACUCGCCAGUGUGCGGCCCCAUUGUGGAUCCCCAGCUCCAGCGAGCGGCGGGGGGAGGCAGAGCCAGAGGCUGAGGCAGAAGGCACAGCGCUAGCAGGGCCAUGAACAUCACCGGGUACCAGCAGCAGCAGGGUGAUUUUCAGACACGCCGAGGCACACUCAGGGAGAGGGAUCCUAGGCAGGGUGUGGGCAUGGAGACAGCCUGCUGCCUGGCCCCUGGAGCCCUGCGCAGACUGAUUGAGCUGCCCGCUCCCCCGCUCGACCGCCAUCAGCUGAAGAGAUUGGAGGAGCACAGGUACAGCAGUGCAGGUCGCUCCCUGCUGGAGCCUCUGAUGCACCGUUACUGGGAGUGGCUGGUGGGCCGUGUGCCCGCCUGGAUCGCCCCCAACCUCAUCACCAUCGUGGGCCUGGCCACCAACGUAUUCACCACCCUGGUGCUAGUCUACUACUGCCCCACCGCCACUGAACAGGCACCUCUGUGGGCAUACCUGCUGUGUGCUGUGGGCCUGUUUGUGUACCAGUCAUUGGACGCCAUUGACGGGAAGCAGGCCAGACGAACCAAUAGUAGCUCUCCACUGGGCGAACUGUUUGACCACGGCUGUGACUCCCUCUCCACAGUGUUUGUGGUCCUGGGCACCAGUAUAGCAGUGCAGCUGGGCACCAAUCCUGACUGGAUGUUCUUCUGCUGUUUCGCUGGCAUGUUCAUGUUCUACUGUGCCCACUGGCAGACCUACGUCUCUGGCACCCUGCGCUUUGGCAUCAUUGAUGUGACUGAGGUGCAAAUCUUCAUUAUAAUCAUGUAUUUGCUGGCCGCUGUGGGAGGAUCCGCUUUCUGGCAGUCACUGAUCCCAGUCAUAAACAUCCAGAUGAAAAUAGUUCCAGCCAUCUGCACUUUCUUAGGUGCCAUCUUUUCCUGUACUAAUUACUUCCGGGUUAUAUUUACCGGAGGUAAGGGCAAAAAUGGAUCCACAAUAGCAGGAACCAGUGUCCUGUCUCCUGUGUUACAUAUAGGCUCAGUAAUAAUCCUGGCCAUGAUGAUCUAUAAGAAGUCAGCUAACCAGCUCUUUGAGAAGCACCCCUGUGUUUAUAUCCUGGCCUUUGGCUUCGUGUCGGCCAAGAUCACCAACAAAUUAGUUGUAGCACAUAUGACAAAGAGUGAGAUGCAUCUCCAUGAUAUAGCAUUCCUGGGGCCAGGCCUGCUGUUCCUGGACCAGUAUUUCAACAGUUUUAUUGAUGAAUACCUGGUGCUGUGGAUUGCGCUGAUCCUGUCUUUCGUUGACUUGGUGCGUUACUGUUUCAGUGUUUGCAACCAGAUUGCCUCCCAUCUUCACAUCUUUGUCUUCAGAAUCAAGCCACUGACCCCGUCCACCCUUCAGUGAGGACAAGGACGCCAUUACUGUCUCUCUCUCUCUUUCUUUCUCUCUCUCUUCAUGUUAGUUAGUAAUUUGUUGAGGCAGGGUUGGGGUGGAUGUGGGUGGAGCUAUUACCAGUAGAUGUGCACGCCAAGUGAAUGUGGGGAUAAAUUAAAUAUAAUGAGAUAUUCAUAUUAUUAUUAAGUUAUUUUCCAUCGUUGCUUUGUGCAAUAUGUGUUGAUUUCAUCUUGUUACAGUAAUCAGAUUCCUGGACAAAAAGAAUGCUUUGUCUCUUUUUCUGAAAUGAAUGGUCACAUUGGACAUGAAUGCUCUUUUCUGUGCCAGAGAGGGCAAAUAAGUGCAAGAAGACUGUAAGGGGCUUGAAUAGGUACUACCUUAUUCAUUUAAUAAUGAUCAUUAUUAUUUUCUUAUUGAACUUUAAAACAAAUAUUUAAUGUGUUGUGAUUGUUGGUUGUUCUCUACAAAGAAAUGUACAGGAAUCGAAAGAGAUCUACACAGGAUGUCAGUCUGCUUUCAGUUUUGUUUCGUAAGAGUGUUGUCUUUAUUAAAUGUAUAUAUAAUUUUGCAAUAUUUGCAUAACCUCACUUUUCGGUUUCACAAAUAUCUAACUAUUAGGGUGUUGAUAUUUGUAGUGUCUCAAGCCUUGCUUCCCUGAAAUGGCUCAAGCAUACAUUGUCUCCAAUGCCACCAACAUUACACAGCACUUAUGGCACCACAUGCAGGAUUGCUAGCAGUUGUCAAGCAUACUAUUCUGUAUAUCCAGUUUAAUAUUGCUUUUAAAUAGUUUAAUGUAUAACAUAUUAUUUACAUUUUUAGCAGCAAAGAGUUUCUUGCUUUUGAAUUGUGCCUGUUUAUUAUUGUAUUGUCCUGUUGCACCUCUGCUCUCAGAUACUGUAGUGUUGCAUUUGUCUGAAAAUGCUUGACGAAAACUAAAUGCCAAGUGUUAUUGAAGAAAAGUAAGAAUGUGAUUUUGUCCCAAAAAAGUAGUGUCAUUCUCAUUGGAAGCUAAAGAUGUUGUCUGUUGUCCAAAGCUUGCUCAUAUCUAGAAUCUAACAACAUGUUUUAAUUUUACUUAAAAUUAUUUUGUAAUUUAUUUUUAAAUUACCUUGUAACACAUCUACGAACAACUUUAUUUGUGUAGAGCAUUCUGCCCUGUGCCAGGUCCACAUACAGCAAUUGAUAGUGUUUUGGGAUAAUUGGGGAGCUUCAAUGUGACAGAAAAAUGAUAUUCUGACUGUGCCGUAAUCUUAUUUGUCUGUACAACGUUUUUGCCUCUAUACCUGCAGUCUGCUUAUAAUUCACCGUCAGAAUCAAUAGAAACUGUCAUUUCAAUGAAAAACAGACUUUAUUUCUGUGUGUAAUUUUAUUGGCCCGUUGCUGAGCUCAUUCGACAUUGUGUACUAGUAAUUUACAGAUGGGUAAAAGGUUGCCUUAAACACAAUUUUAGUUUUUUCUUCUUUUGUAAGAUAAAGGUCAAGCCUCUUAAACAAUUUAGGGGCAUGUUGUCUCUGUGUGUGUUUACUGGCAGAGGCUUGUGAUUUCUUCCUUGUUACUGUUGUUUUCUUUUGGCCAGACUGUCAAGCUCAGGUAUAUUACAGUGUGCAGAACAGGAUGUUCAUAGGCUACGAGAAAAUAACUUCCAAGAUCUCUCCCUCACCUACCAAUGCAAAUAAAAUGUAAUUCACACAUGUAAGAUGCUA